GGCAAUGCGAUGCUCGAAAUGAAAUACCCGCGGCGUGAUUUUGUGGAAUUCCAGACGGCUAUGCACGCUGCCCAGGCCAAGCAGUCACUGUACUUGUCUUUCACGAUCUAUUACUAAACCGCUGUCGUUGUUGAGUUGUAUAUAACGUGACCCAGUGACGGUCUGUUGUUAAAGAAGUGUUAGAUUUGACAAUGGCCUUAGCGAGAGUUAAUCGUUUAUGGCUCGACCAAGUUGUGGAUAGAUCAAAACAUAGCCAAUGGUAAGUGUAGAUUUUUAAUGUCUAGAAAACCUUGUCAGUAUUAAAAACACACUUGAUUCAUUUGACCUAAUUUUCAAACAGGCCCAUGGCCUAAUUGGACUCUGCGGUUGAAAUACUUAGACACAAGUAAACUAAAAGCUACACUAAUCAAAGUUAAGGGGCCAGUUCUUCUCUAUUCAUAUCUCACAAAAUAACAGCAAAAAUUAGGGAACACUCAUUUUCUUCUGACAGAGAGAUGAUUUAGAGGUGUUUAAAGUGCUGACGGCUUAAAGCCGUUUAUAAGAACCGACUGACAACAAAUUGCCUUCCUCGAUUUCUUAUUGUCGUUUUGUAGGAUCUAUGACCUUGUUUUCAGUCCCGAUGGAUCUUGCAUUCUCGUGGCUGCAGGAAACCUCAUUUUGGUGAGUGCAUUUACAAACGGAUUAAAAAAAAGUAAAAUGCCGCUCGUAAUGAUUUUAAUAUGCAGGUUCUUCUUGCUCGCGUGUUUGUACAAUGGUACACUUUUGUUUGACAACUUCCCGUGACUGUCAUCUACUUGUCAUAAUUUCAUAAAUGUUGUUGACUGAUUAAUGGAUCAUCGCAACAGAAUCUCCUCGCAACACGCGAUUUAUUAGAUCCGCUCUAAAGAAAGAAAACUUUAAUAGUCGAGCUCGAAGCACGAAAAUUCACACCAGCUUCUGAAAUGAAUCACAGUUUUGUUAGAAACAGUCAUGGUCUCCUGCGAAUGCACAUUGAAAGUCGCUUUUCGUCGUGCCUUAAGGCCUAAUGCCAUGUGCCAUUAUCUUGAUUAAAGUGAAUGUCUGUAGCUUUUUGGGGUCGUAGACUUAGGAACCGGGGAUAGCGGUCUCCUAUAUGUGCGGCAUACGUAUGUGCCCUCUUAGAGGGUAUAGUGUUUAAAACGUUUUGGUCUGAAAACGAGUAUAGGCUUUGUCCAUAAUCGUGUGAAAUCUGGUGUGGUUUUCAGGGGAACCAUGAGGGAGUAUAAACGUAUUUGUCUCAGCUUUCAGCUCCCAAAAGACCGUUUUGUGUCAAAGUACCAAAUAAUAGAAAGUUCGUAGACAUUCGUGAAAAAAAUUAUUCUCUCAGACAAGAUAAUGGGCUGGCAAAUCAAGUAUAAAACUUUAAAAAGUCAGGUAUGAAAGUCGCGCGAAAGGUGCUAUCCACUGGAUUACGCAAUUGGUUUCCCUAAUACGUAUCCGAUGGAUAGCGCUUUCCAUCUUUUGAACAACCCGGCGCCAGGGGCCCGUUUCUCGAAAGUCCCGAUAAUUAACGGGCCCGGUAAGCUGUUGCCGUUUACAUUAAACGUCGAGGUUUCAAUAGUUUUACAUCUACCGUGAUAAAACUAUCAGUUAAUGAAACAAAAUGGAGUAGUUUGCUAGCCAGGACAAGCGCUCUUAUUCUUUAAAUUUCGAUUUGAAUAUUUGUUUUCGGGCCCGAAAAGUUAGCGGGGCUUUCGAGAAACGGGCCCCAGGUCUGAAAAAGGGUGUGGAUCAGGGUGAGUGGAGAACCUUAACCGGGUGGUACACCCGGCACCCUCACCUCAAACCGCCCGAGAGUACUCGCCCGGGCGUCCAUUACAGUAAGAGCCACAAGUAUUAUGGGUUAAGAUAUAUCUUCGCCGUAACGUUUGUUGAAUUUUGGAUACUCUUGUAAACUAUGUCGUGUUCACCAACAAUUCGUUUAGGCUACCUUCACAAGGCACUACCGGGACGAAUUUUUCACUGGCUGAAAAUUCGUGCAACUAGGUCAGUCAGUUCCAUCCAUAUGGAACCAACUUAACCCACGAAAAUUUAGAAGCUUAGCGGUUCAAAGAUCGAAAGAUCCGUGUGAAGAGCGAGAAAAUAUUGAACUGUCUCCGUGUCAACAAAGUGUCCUGUCAAAUUCUUCAGCCGGGCGAAAAUUAGUCCUUAUUAGUUACCAGUUGAUAGGAGCAGUAAUGGGCUCCUGCAGUUGACUGAAAUUUGGCGACGGUACAUUCUAAUAAAUCGUCGAUCGUUGAAUUAUUAUUUUUUUCAUUUCCAGAAUUUUGUUGGAUGAGGCGUUUUUAUUGAAAUUAACCUUUUUUCUGUCAUGCUUUGUGUCUUCUGUGGAUUAAACCCAGACAGGGGGGAGUUUAAGAGGCAGUAUUCACAGGCCAAGGACUAAUGGGCAGCUUCUUUUCAGGGGCUCCCAACGGGAAUAUAGUUCAAAACCACUUAAACAUAGCAUUGUUAAACGUAUUUUAGUAUUUAAACAGUAGAUAUAGGCAUAUUUUUAUCCCCUAAAAUUUUUUCAUCUGUUCGGAUUUCCUAGCUGAAAGUCUAGUGAUCCUGAAAUUAUAGGGAUCAAAAUUUACCUUUUCGAAAAUUUCAGCCAGAAAAAAGGCUCCGGAAAAUUCUGGGUGACCUUUUAAGGGUAAAAAUCCGUCAAAAAAGGGCAACCAUAGUAGUUUUUAGAUGUUCGAAAAUCCUAGGAGAGGCAGGCAAGCAAAAAAUUUUACAACAAAUGUUCCGAAAAUUCUAGAUCUCAAAUCGUCUUCCGAACAGAUAUUUUUCCGAAAAUUGUCGUUGGCUGCCCCUGUCUUUUAUCAGAUCUCUUGAUAUUUUCAGCUCUAUAAACCGCGUGUCCCCAAUCCUGAACUCCUGAAGACAUUUCCCCGUAUUGCCCUGUAUAAAUCCCUCUACCUUUUCACGGAUCUUGCUGGGUCAAAAAUUCAUACUUGACCUGCAUUCCUAAGGUCGAGCGUGUACACGGUAUAGUAAAGUACGACCUCUUGCCUUAUGAAGUUCAUGUUGGUCUGUACUGUUUCAAAAACGAACUACUGCAAUGACAAUAAGGGAUGAAGGAGUUAUGAGUAUCGACUCCAGAUUUAUACCUUGUCUGGAAAUGAUAGCUCUCUAUUCCGUUUUCCUUUUUCUAGCUUUCCGAUCUAAUGUUUCUGAAAAGCGAUCAAAAAUAUUUAAAAAGACCCGUCUUUUUAAAGCGGCCCUUUACAGUAGUGAGGUAUAAACUCCUUUGCGCACUCAGGUGCAGGACGGAAAAAUAACAAAACUUGACAUUGUUCUGGGAUACUUUUAAGUGAGGGCAACACAGUGAUAACAAACUUCCGUUGGCCAGCAGCCGAGCUCUACUUAUCGCGCCUUUAAUUUAUGGCUCAAACUCAUCGUGCUAUGAUUGGAAUUUAGACCUGACUUCUUAGGUUUCUGCGCAAUAGCUUGAUAGUCAUCGUAAGAGACGCGAAACAGGGGCGGUGAGAACAGAGCUUCUCGAAAGCGGAUUGCAUUAAAACGUUUCUGUCAUAUUUACAUACAAAUACAGUGCAUCGUGAUGUGAAAGGUUAUGAUUAUUGACCGAACUUUUAUGUCUCAGGAAGUCGAGUGUGUGGUGGGGCUAAGGUCACGGUAAAAUUAAGAGGAAUUGCCGCUAUCUAAAAACGCUAAAACAUUACCCUGUUCUUGUAAAGCUCGCCUUGUUUCAACAAAUAAACGGCUAGGAUACAUUUGAUUUUUUUUCUGUUCUUGGAUCGCAGAGAAGAUAAGUUUUUACUCCAUUUGGUUCGCUCCUUUUCUUGCUAUAUAUAGAGGCAUUUGAUCUGCCUCUUGUGCUACGCGCAGGUGGUACGGAUAUAGAGAAAGAAGGCAAUUAAUCAAUUUUAAGGUAGAAAAGUCAUUAAAAACUUAUUACUUGUCAGAAAAUAAAAUUAUCGAUAAAUUAGUCCAUUCAACAACUCUUCUGGUUUAUUUCAUUCCUAGAUGGAUAAGAACACAAGUAGUGACGUUUAUUAAUUGUUAAAAAUCUGCAAAGCGUUGAUUGGUGGUAAAAAUUUCGAUUCAACAACACUCCUGUUUUAUUUCAUUCGUGCGUAGAUAAAGUAGAUUUCGAAACGUUAUCAGCAAAAAACCAUGCCACAUAAAUCAGAGGACAUCAAGUCUCUCAACAUAUGUCGACACAACAUAUAUCACUUUUGCUACAUGAAAAGUCGGCUUUGAUCGUCUUCUUUUGUAUCAAAAUCUAAGGUGUAAGGUGACAUCUUGUUUGUCAAAAACAGCUUCUGUGCACGUCAAGACCCUUUGCACAUGAAGUCAAACCAUAAGAAGCGCGAACAACCUCUUAAACCACCUUUGACCUUACGACAAAAGAGGAGUUGAAAACGCCGCCUAAUGUAGCUUGCGAAAAGCAGACGUUUCUCCUCGCUCAUCGCCGCGGAGGCGAUGAGCGAGGAGAAACGUCUGACGUUCGCAGGCUACGGCUAUGUCGUUUUCGUGAGGAUCGAUAGACCAAAACGGAGGUUUUCGGUUAUCGACGAUGUCAUUCUUUUACACAGCGCAUGCCCUGUAAGGGAUACUCUGGUAUUUCCGUCGUUUGGGCGUUUUGGGCGAAAAAGAUUUGAAUACCCUUCAAGUGGACGCGUAAUUUUUCGAAAACGGAGAGUUUUAAGACAUCCAGAUAUGUGAAACCUCGUACCCAGGGCUUUUCCCUCAAAAAAGAAAAAGCCCUGGGGACGAGGUUGAGAUAUGUGCGGACGAAGGCUAAGCAGAAAGGCAAACAAAUAGCCUGUGAAAACCCACCCUCUCUCCUCAGAAAACAUCCGAAAAGAGGAAGCUCCGAUUUUUCUGAAGGGGAGGUAGGGGGUGCUGUACACAGGCUAGUCAACAAAUAGACUUUAAUGGGGUAGGGGAAAGGGGGAAGUAUCCUUCCUUUAUGAUUAUAAACUCAUGUCCUAGAAUUUCAAGCUUUUGCAUGCUAUUGGGUUAGCUACAGGGGUCACUGCUUCAGGACAUAAUUCGCGCUUCUCUUUUCCUUUCCCUCUUUUGCUCCUUUCACGCGGGGUAAGGCCAACCUUGUAAACAAAGAGAAACAAAAUUGAAUGUUUCUUAAUUAGGGUAAUGUUAUCAACAGGCGUCUUAAAUAACAAAACUGAACCAUUAUUUUUGAAAUUUAAUUGAUGCCAACCUCGUCCCCAGGGCUUUUCCCUAGAGAAAAUGGGAAAAGCCCUGGGGACGACGUUGAAUUGAUGCGAAAAGAUAGCAAUUAGCGUGACAUGGCCCCUUUCUUUCAGAGACCGGGACAUCAGACCGAUGCCAUGAUGACAUAACAUCUGCAUAAACAACGCUGCUUUAGCCUGCGUAGCAGGCGCUUGGAAGUAGUGGGCACAAGAAAAAACGGGCGCGCGAGAAGAAGACACGCGAGGGGAGAGGUGUCUCCCUCGCGCACGCCCGUUCUCUCUUUCGCCCACUACUUCCAAGCGCCUGCUACGCAGGCUAACACUGCUUUUCUUUUCGCUUUUUUUUUCAAGGUUUACGACACAGCUGAAGGGACCAUGGUGGACAUGUUAAAAGGGCAUAAGGACACAGUUUAUUGCUUGGCUUAUGAAAGUUCUGGUAAGACAAGCGAAGGAAAGUCUAAAAGACUCUUAAAGUAGAAGAAAUAUUUGUAAAAGAAUUAUUUCUAAAUUAUAGGAAGAAAAUUUAAGGUUUAAAGAAGAUUUAACGUUUUUCAGUGUACUCUUUCAGACCGUAUGGUAUUUGAUGAAUACAAACUUGACAGGUUUAUAUGUGUAUACUUAUUGCGGACCUACAACAAUUAUUGGCUAUAUACCACAAGUCGCCUCGAACCUCGAGUCCUUUGUUGAGUGUUAAAUCCGUGUAAUCUGUAUUCUUGGAAGCUCAUCUGCUGUAUAGCCUCUUCGCACUGUAACUUGAAUUUGUGAAGCCUCUGGCAUUGUUAGGAGCCCAUAAUCCGGAGUGAGAACUCCCAUACUAGUUCUCUGUCACCGCGCUUUCACGACCAGUUUAUUUUUAGAUACAUUUAAGAGCACUUUUUGCCGCGAAAAUGGAUGCACCGCUCCGUUGUGAAUGCAUUCUUGUAAGAUAAGGCAACAUGACGUUUAACUGUCCAAUUUCUGUUACCCCAUGUUAAUCGUAAUCCAAGGAGUCACGGGAUUUUUCGUUUUGCAUUCAAAAAACAUUUUCUGUAGUUUCGUACCGAAGUCGAUCCUUCAUCCUUGCCCAGUUUUGGUCAAUUCUUACCCAGCUUUUUUUCAACUUCUUACUCUUCACUAAGAAAACACACGUUCUUUAAUAAUCCUAAUUUAAUUUCGUUCCUCGCUUUUAUAGUUAACUUAAAUACGCUUAUUGUAUUUCCAGGCUUUCGAUUUAGACUAAAAUGGGUUUUUAGACAAUACGACUCAGAGGUUAUCGAAUUCUGGGGCUUCAAUGUCGAACGUGAAAUGAAAAAAAAACACUGAAGAUGAUUUGUAUUUGUGGCUAAAAGACGACAUAAAUGGAUGGAUGAAUGCAUGAAUGAAUGGUCUCUACACUUGUUUUGCUCGAUUUAAGUGAAGUGACGGAUCAGUCAGUUUGGGAAACGAAUGUGUUCCAAUUUUCUAAAUUACCAAUUUAGUGUACUGUGCACUGUAUUGUACGCGUAGUAAAUCGAUCAGAGAGUAAUUUCUUUCCUCGUCGACUUUGAAAAAAAAAUUUUGCCAUCCCAUGAAUCCCUUCGUGUCUAGAGUUUCGUUUACAAUCCCAUAAGUCUCUUCGGUCGUCUGAAGUUUUUAUUUUGCUUCUUCCAUCAUGAGAGCGCUACCAACAUGGGUCGAUAAAGUUCAUGAUAAGGAUAGAGUCGAGCAAUGGUGAGAUCUGUGAUAUAUUCAGACAUUUUUCUUUCGUACGAUUCAAUUCUGAUAUGAAAUCUUUUCGCACUGCAGUAUUUACGACCUCGCAUUCAAGCCAGAUGGUAGUCAGCUUAUCGUUGCUGCUGGAAACCGCGUUCUGGUAACUACAGAUUUGACUGAAAAUUUUCCGUAUAAAUUAUACAAUUUUGGUGAUCGUUUGCCGAAUAUUUUCCUAGGUUUACGACACAAACGAUGGAACACUUAUUCAGCCACUUAAAGGCCACAAGGAGACCGUGUACUGUGUGGCUUAUUCCCGGGAUGGUAAGAGAUCUGCUAGAAAUAGUUCGACCUAAUUCGUGAUCAUUUUCCCCAAACUGAUUGAUCUGUCUCUUAAAUCGUGCAAAACUCGUGUAGAAAUUAUUUUCACUGUUUUAUCCUAUUUUCUUCACGUUCGACAUGCAGUUUGAGAAUUUGAUCGCCUUUUAUACUAACUUACAAUUUAAUUGAAGCCCCAGAAUUUUGAUAACCCCUCUUGACAUUUCAGGAACCGCAUUGUCUAGAAACCCAGAUCGAACGCCUUCAGAUACCUUAAGCGAAUUUAUUUUUUUAUGCAUGAUUUUAGUUGGUUAUGUCUUACCAUGUACGUUAGCAGUUUAAUAUCUUAAAAACGUCUGCCAAAUCGAUUUAAUACAUGGAUACAUUGUAUAAACAGCUGUAUUCGGAAGAAUUCCAAAACAAGUUGAGGUUGCCCCAUUUAACCUUUCUGAUCGCUAAAAUAUCAAAAAGGAGAAAAAAUGUUAAUGGUGCGGGUUUUUUCUGUCAGUCUAUUAAGAAGUAUACCAGGCACUUGAAUAGUCCCUUUACGUUAUUACUGCUGAAGGAGUUUCAUUUGAAUGGUCACACCACAUGAUUUCAUCAACAGUCUCAAAUGUUAGUGGGAAAGUACUGUUUAAUGAUGUUGAAUGAUCACAAUAACAGACUUAAAAAUAUUGGGAUAACAUAACAGUAGGUUUUCCUGUUAAUUGAUUAACUGAGUGACAUGCAGUGAUUCACACAGCAUUCCUCUCUCUGAUAUAGGGUUGUGACCUCAACUUGUGGGGCAUAGUCAUGGAUAGUCAUAUAGAUAAGCCACAGUUGACUUUUGGUUAAUUCAGUUUGUGAUAGCAAAAUCAGAAGAUUUUUCAACUGGGGUAGAAUAACACCAAAAAAACAUGUUUAGCGAUCAGUCACCAGUUGUUCAAAGGGUGGAUAACAUGAACCAAUGGAUAAAUCUCUAUCCACUGGAUAGCACAAUAUUAUUGGUUAUUAUUAUUAUAUUAUUGGUUUCCCUGACACUUGCUACUCACUUACCCGCUGGCUAGUGAUUUAUCUAGUGGAUAGUGCUAUCCAACAUUUGAACAACUGGGAUCAGAAUUAAGUAGUAAGAAAAAAUAGCAGAGGCUUUGCAGUGCUCUUGGAACCAUCCAGUAGUCACUGAUAUGCAGCCUCAUUUUGGUGACGAGGCUGCAAUUAAGCACUAUAGUUUAACCAGCUAGACAAUGGGUUAAGAACUGGGCUAUCUUACUGCUGUUGGUCACGGAAGAAUAUUUUUUGCUGCUAGUGGUACAGUGGAACCCCUUUAAUAUGACCACUAAUGGGUAAAAAAAUUUGGCUGUAUCAAUGGGGUGGUUGUAUUACUGGGGUGGGGUCAAAUUUGUCUGUUGAUUGCAGAGUAAAAGUGUUACAAUCUUUUGUUUAUUACAGGCAAAAGGUUUGCAUCUGGUGGAGCUGACAAGAGUGUCAUCAUUUGGACAUCUAAAUUAGAAGGCAUUUUAAAAUACACGUAAGUGUUGUAGUUAAUGUUUUAUCCCAGGUAAUUUUUGCUCUUUUUUUCGGUUUUUGGGUAUGGUAUAUAAUGUAUGUUAAUGAAGUUGAAACAAAGGAGAGAUAAAAAUUACCUGAGAUAAAAAAUUAACUAUAACAUAAGCAACAAAUUUACAGUUUUACACCUGCUAUUUCUGUGUUUGUACAUGUUAUGAGCCCUCAAUUAAUUUUUUUAGCUUCAAGAAGUCACCAAUUUGAAAGAGGGUGCACUAAUUCAAACAUCUGUGGUAAUUACAAAAUUUUAUUGUUUUAGACAUAAUGACUCUAUCCAGUGCCUUGCCUACAAUCCAUUAACUCAGCAACUUGCAAGCUGUACCUCCAAUGACUUUGGUGAGUGUGUUUGUUAUUAUUAACAGCAAGCUUGCAGUCUUGCAGCAACCUUAAUUUAUUGCAAGAUAGGUUCAUUCAAACAUGGGUGGUAAAACAUGCAGCAUCGCUUUUCAACACGUUCUGCAGCAAUGUUGAAAAAAAAGUUGUAUGUUUUUGUUGCCCAUUUUAUUGUAGCUUUAGAUUCAUUGUGAAGGUUUCUUCAUAUUUUUGUAAAGGGGGACUUUCUAACUGAAUUGAACCUGAUCAGGAAAUAGUAUGUAAAGUGAGUCAAAGAAGAUCAGAUGUAAUGUUGCCUGAUCCAAAUUAAUCCAAACGAAAGAGUCUAAGUAUGACUUCCAUCAUCAACAUCGUGUUAGCGUGCAACGUUUUGAAACUUGUUAUAUGAAAAACUCUAUUUCUUACAGAGGAUCCAUUGUUUGGAAUCUUUUAGAACCAUCCUCUGUCAGCGCCAGGGACUAUGCCAAAAGGGCAAAAAAGUCUCAUGCCCUCAGAAACUUGAACUUUAAUGAAGAGUCACCGCAAAUGGGUCGUCCCCAAAUUGACAGUGAUUUCAUCUUUUAUUAAUUCUACUCAUAUCUUUUAUUGUACAUAUUUCACCUUUUAUGGACUACAUUUAAUUUUAAUAAUUUUUAUUAUUUUAUUUUAUCAACAAUUUUUUUUUAUUUUUUAUUUUAUUAUUAUUAUUUUUUAUACGGCCCCAUAAGCUAUUAUUAACUUUAAAACCCGCCAUGUUUAAAUAGAAGAUGUUGUUGUCGUUGUUGUUCAAAGGAAGCCAAUGUUGGAGGAGUUAGGCCUGGUCAAACACUGUACUUCACGUGAGCCGAAUCAAAUCCGAAUUUAGGGCAACUCAAAUUACUUUAGCCAACUGAAUUCAUUCAGUCAAUGAUCUUUGUUCUAGCUGAACUAAAUUCAUUUGGUUUGGCUCGUGUGAAGUUCGGCAUCUCCACAGCCAUUAUUCUGGGCUGAGCCUGGCAUGAUGAACGACUGAACACAUUCCUAGUGUAUUGUACAUGUACACAAACAAGUAUUUCUGUGUGUUUCCAAAGGUUUAUGGUCUCCUGAACAAAAGUCAGUUCAAAAGCAUAAAGUGCCCUCUAGGGUAACAGCUUGUAGGUGGGUGCAUUUGUAUAAUAUUAUUACGAGAGUCUUUUAGCACUGAUGACCAGAAAAACUAUGUUUACAACUUUUAAUAGGGAACUUGAUAGGGCUUCUGAUUUUUUGUGCGAUCGUGGAGCCGAACUUUUCAGGAACUUUGUUGUGUAACCACUGCUGUGUGUGUGCUGUGUGUCUUUCUUUUUCAGCUGGACAAAUGAUGGUCAAUAUUUGGCCCUUGGACUUUUCAAUGGAUUUAUUAGUAUAAGGAACAAGGUAUAAAAAAGGAGUUUCUUUUUUAUCUGCUUUUUUCUGUGUCUGUAUUUGCACUUACAUCUGUAAGUCACCAAUGCCAUCAUUUAUUAUCAAAUUUUGAUGUAAUUUACUGAUGCCAAAGGUUAAGUAUUGCUAAUAGAGACCUUAAGAUCAAGGUUUGGCCAUUUUACUGCAAACGACAAACUGCGGUUUGCGGUUAACGGUUUCACAUUACCCAUCUGCCCAUAUUUGGGACUUAAGAUUCGCAAGUGGUAGCUCGCAGCUGCCAUGUUUGUUUUCAUUCAUCCACUUUCUUCUUUUUUAGAGCCUGAGAUAUUGGCUCCAAAAUUGCGUUUUUUGAAAUAGAAUUCAAUAAUCAAUAAACAAAAGAGUUCUAAAAAGUCGUAUUUCUUCUCAAACACGGGGUUGUGAUGUGUUAGGGUGCAAAAAACCUUGUAGUAAAAUCACUUACCGCUGGAGCAUGGUCUAGGUGUACAAACGUGAACCUCAAACCACAAACCUGACAGCAAAGCCCUGAUCAUGUGACUUCUUGAUGUUCGCAGUUCGUGGGAAAUGCCGAAAAACCUCAAUCUUAAGGUCUCUAAUAAUUUCUUAAUUUCUUUGGAUUUUGUUUAGGGUGGUGAAGAAAAGGUUAAGAUUGAGAGACCAGGAAAUGCUCCAGUUUGGACACUGAGCUGGAAUCCUUCCAAGUAAGUUAUUAGGAAGCAUCAACAUGUGUGUACCCAUUCCGCUACUUUGCUUCCAGGGUGCUAAAUAAAGGAAAUACAAUCUAAUUCUCAGUUUUAUUUUUCAUUCUGUGGAUAAACAGGAGCAGGCAUGGCACUUUGUAGAGAGCUCUUGCCCCCAAGCUCUGCUUUGUGUGAAUUGCAGCAUUGUCAUCGUAACUGUAUGACUGGUUGAGUUUGUUGUUGAUUCUCUUCCCUGCUUCAAGAGGUAUUCCUCCAGGUACAUGCCCUGGGUUUCCUCUCUCAAGCACCAGCUGUACACAUAACCCGAAUUGAACUAGAAAAAGUGUCUUCAGUUAGUUGGGCAUGGCACUUAGAGAUCGGGGUGCUCUGGCAGUGGGGCGGGAAAAGAAGGAGACAAUAAUUAGGAGAACUUGCAACCACGUCUCUGGAAUUUGAAUUCCACCUCAAAUGACGUCAUUACUAAUGUCAUCUCUUCCAAUCAGCAUUUCGCAUCGACUUUUUUGAUGCAGAUAUUCAAAUUGCAGAGAGGUAGUUGCAAGCUCUCCUUCCUUUUCCCACCCCGCCACCAGAUUGCUGUGGAGAGUUUGAUCUGACUAGUAAUUCUCUUUUCUGGCUGCUAUUUUUACUUUAUAGUAGGGGAAUUUGGGUUUAUAUCAAGAUAACGUCCUCUAUUCUCAUAACCUGUCUGCUGGGCAAUGUAGUGAUAUUACAAGAAGUUACAUGUAGAUCACUUCUGUGAGUUCAAGGGUGAAGUGUAACCCUCACUAAAUGAAGUUUUCUUCACCAUGAUAAUUCCCAGUUUUAUUUUAACAGAGAAGAGCCAUAUGACAUUUUAGCUGUGGGUGACUGGUCACAGAAGCUCUCAUUUUUUCAGCUCAGUGGAAAACAGGUUAAUAUUAAUGUUUUUUUGGUUGCCUGUGGUUUUAACUCUACCUAAAUAGAAACAUUGAAUUUACUUGAAGUUGAACAGGGGUUGCUGUAUUUGCUUAUGACAAGUUACUCUGUAUGCAUCUAUUAAAAGUGGAACUACACUAAAUGAAUGCCACAUUUUGCUCUGAGUCAUGCAUGUUUGCCACAGGUCAGGGGAAAAAAAUUUCUUCAAGGUCAGGGAAAAGUCAGGAAAUUUCACUUCAAUAAAGUCAGGGAAAAUUUAAGUCUUUGAAAGAAGUCAGGGAAAAGUAAAAUUUUAAGAGUACAUAUUUAUUAUCUUCCCUCUACAUUUGUUGUUUUCUAACAUUUAAAGUUCUUUGGUACAUUUUAUGGACAUGAAGCGUGUUGUAUUCAUGAAAUUGAACAAUGAACUGAUGUUGGGUUUUCAUUGCCAUCCUUUUUGCACAUCAUGUUAGGGAACUAUUGUUCACGCACACUGCACGACUGAGUUGCUGAAAUCAUAAAUAAAUGGGUGGAGACAGUGGCUGUGAGGGAAGGAUGGAGGCCAUUAUCAGGACAAAUUUGAGAAAUUGUUAAUUCAUUUAAUCAGGGAAAUUAUAUAUUUGUCAGGGUAAAGUAGGGGAAUUUUGGCGGGCAACCAUGUCAUGUGCACAAAUCAGCUUUACUUUAAGGGUGUCAGGCAGUCAGCUCUUCAUAGUUCUUAAUGGAGGAAAAGGCUUCUUUGCAAAGGAGUUUAGAUACGUUUAAAUAAUAAAUUACAACAGUUGUUUCUAACAAUAAUUCAUUAUUUUAACAGGUUGGAAAGGAUCGCCACUUGGGGUAUGACCCAUGUUGCUUAAGUUUUUUCUCCAAAGGUGAAUACCUUGUUAUUGGGGGAUCUGAUAAAAAGGUGAGUUUUAGGCAACAUUCACACUAAUUGAUGUCUGGGCAUGGUACCCUAGUACGAUAAUCGUUGGGUACUAAUGUGAAAACAUAACAAAUUAUUUUCUACAAAGUAGAUGUGUCAGGACCUCUACUCGGAAAAGGCCCCCUGUGCCCCAGGGGGGGGGGCCCCCAUAUAAACGGGAUAGGGAUGCUCAUGGGAGAAUUCAAAUUAAACCAAUAGACCAAUUUGGGUGUGGUUCAAGCUUAAACUGACCCCUGAGGGAGAUUUCUGUGUUGUCAGUGUCAGGGCAUUUUUUGUAAAUUUCUUUAUGCACAGUCCUAAACGAUACCUGAAUGGGCAAAUAUGGUGACUUCCCAUCCCAAACAACCUAAGUGAGACCAAAAUCUGCAAUUUGCACCCCAAAGCGAAACAAUGAGCAUCCCUGUCACUUUUAUAUGGGAGUCCCCCCCUGGCCCCUGUGGUGUUAUUCUCAUAAGCGACCACAAAUCUGUGUAUUUUGGGUUGUUGCCCGUGGAACGUUUGACUAUAAUAGAAUUACAGUGAUGCUUAAAAAAGGUAAAAACAUGAUGACACUGUUAAUGUACCAAAGGACUAGCCAUUAAUCAUGGCCUUUUUGAACUGACCUGUUUAAGAUGUUUUAACAUCUGUCAUUUUUUUCAAUCUAUUUUUCCCUAGUGCUCUCUCCACACAAAAGAAGGAGUAUGCCUAACGUCUAUCGGAGAACAGCAAAGUUGGGUUUGGUGCUGUAGAGUCAGACCUGACUCUAACUAUGUGGUAAGAAUAAUUAGAUUUCUUCAUAUGAUCUUAUAGUCUGUUGUUGUUAAGAUGAUGAUGGUGAUGAAGAUGAUUAUUAUAAUAGAAAACUUUAUAUUGGACUAUGAGUGCAAUAUCAAGUUUGAGUACGACUUUAAAACUAAUCAAGUCACCAGAACUCUCACUUUUCCUGGUAGUGACCAGCACAUAACACGAUGUAAGAGAUAAGAUUGGUUUGUCAAUAUUAUUGAUUACAUGAAUCUAGGCCAUGUGAACUUGGUCUGAUAACUCUACCAGUACUCAAUCUCAUACUCAUAGUCCAGCCUAACGGCCUCUAAUGAGGAUGAUGAUGUUGGUGAUAGAGGACGAUAGAGUAGUUGUGCUGCUGAUAAUGAUAAGUACGAUGGUGGGGGCAGUAAUAAUAGGUUGUUAUUAGUGAUGAGUUGGUAGGGGUGUCAGUAGUGGUGGUAAUGAUAGUGACAGUGGUGUUGUUGUUGGCAGCAAUGCUGUUGAUGCUGGUAAUGCCACAAGGGAAAACAAAUGACUUGCGAUGAUCCGAAUAAUGAUUCCUACAUGGCAAUGUCAAAAAUAACAGUGAUGAUGAUGGUAAAGUGAACUCCUGUUUUUUUUAUAAAUUUUUAGGUGGUCAUAAUUUCUGUUCUUUUUUUUUCAGGCCCUGGGAUGUCAAGAUGGUACAAUAGCAUAUUAUCAACUUAUCUUCAGUACUGUUCAUGGCUUGUACAAAGACAGGUUCGUUUUUGGCAGCUGGAGAUAUUUUUAAAGGGGCCAUGGCUCGAGGAUGUUGCUGUUUUAGAUCAAUAAUUCUGUGCUGCAUUCAUUAGUUGGUGCCUUAACCCAUACACAAAAAUUAAUGCUCCUGUAGUGUUGUGAAGAAGAUGUCUAUCAAAUUUCACCAGGGAGCAGUAAUCAUAAUAGUUUUUGGUUUUUUGCAUGCAUAGUAUUACAACUUGAAAAAGCUAGUGCUUCAAUCCAUGUCCAUCUUUGCCAUCGGUAGCAACAGAUAACAGGAAAAUUUUCAUCGACUGAGUAUAGUAUUAAAGUAGUAAUAUAACCAAAGGUUAGGGAGUGGGGACGACAACGAUCAAAGGUCAAAACGCUUUUGCUCCGUCGCUGUGCUUUGCAUAAGUUUCAUGUGACAGAUGGUCAAAACACGCAUGAUCAGAUUACGAGGGGUAGAAGGUCGAGAUGCUCAUGAUCAAAGCGUUCUGUGCAUUCCAUUCAUUCUUAGUGGAAGUCCAAACGAGUGCUGGCUACAUAGAUGCAAUGCAUGAGUUAUGAAAACCUGGAGAUUAGGAUUGUGCGCUCCUCUUGUCGCCUACAAUAACAAAACUGGACCAUGAUUUUUAGAAUUAAAUGAUGCGAAGACACAAUUAAGCCUUGCAAAGAUAGCAAAUAGGGUGACACAGACCCUUUAACCCCCAUACUUGCAUUUUGUCUUAGAAUAGUGAAAAGUGCUUAAAGGCAGAUUUCUGUUUCAAAUGCUAUUUUAAAAUUCAACUUAUUCAAAUUUACAUUUUGACCAAAAGUGUUAAGUCCAUGCUGGAUGAACAUGUAGGUUUUUAAAAUAACCCAGAAGAAUGCACUGCUUUUGUUUCACAUCUGCAAUAGUUUAGACCUUCUUCUUGGAAAAGGAAAAAACGGUCAAGGCUCCAUCUCAGUGCUUCUCUUGUAUGACUCUUGCAAGGUAUAUAAGAACUAUCAGGGAUUAACAAUCUCUGGCUGUGAUAACCAUGUACAGCCCCCCACCCCCUCCCCGAAGGAAAGGAAUGGCUGAACAUGCACAAUCCAUGGUAGUGAUGACCCCAAGUGUCUCUAUGUCUCAUGGGUUGUGUGAGUAAGUAGGGAGGGAAGGUCACCUCACAUUGGACAUAUAAAUCCUGUUUUAGCACACCCCCAUUGGGUAGCUCUGUGCCCAUUAGAGCUGAUUAAGUGGAGUAUAGAAUACUAUGUUGCUUGGUUUUCAUGUAACGGCAUUAGUAAAAUUAUGAGAUCAUCAAUCUUCCUCCUGUGUUCAAUAACAGAUAUGCUUUCCGAGACAACAUGACAGAUGUCAUUAUUCAGCACUUAAUCACAGAGCAGAAAGGUAUGUUACUGCAGGCAAUUUUACUUUAUUGUAAUUGUGUAUGAGCUUGGGUGUCAACUUUUUUAUUUGUUUCACAGUUCGCAUCAAGUGCCGUGACUUGGUAAAGAAGAUUGCGAUCUACAGACACAGACUGGCUGUAAGUAUUGAAAUCAUCUGUUCAUUUUGUCUGCUGAUCACUUGUUCUUUCAAACUAAGUCUGUUGGUCAGUUGUUCCUUUUUAGACAUUUGUUCUCUCACUCAGCUCUUUGCUAUUGUGUUCCACAAUUGUGUUGUUCACUUGUCCAUUUUUGCUUCUAUCAGGUCCAAUUACCUGACAAGAUUGUCAUUUAUGAACUGAACACAGAUGAUAUUUCAGACAUGCAUUAUAAAGUCAAGGUACAUUUCUGUCUUUUUUGUAAUUUUUUUAUUAAUAAACUACUAAAAAAUGAUUUUUUUCUUUUAGGUUUUUUAGUAUAGCAUAACGUAAUAUAGUAAAUGGUAAAGAGUAAAGAAUUUCCCUCUUAAUUAUUAUUCUCAUUUUUAAGGACAAGAUUGACCGCAAGUUUGAGUGUAAUCUUCUUGUCUGCUGUUCCAAUCACAUCAUCCUUUGCCAGGUAAAAAUGAAAUUUUCAAAGUUUCUGAGAUAUUUGUUGGUUAUUAUAAUUUCAUGGUGAAUGUUUAUUAGAAUUAUUAUAUGCUUGUAAUCUUAGGAAAGAAGACUCCAGUGCCUGGCAUUUACAGGGAUCAAAGAAAGGCAAGUAUAAGAUACGGUUGAUAAUGAACCUACAUUAAAAAGCCACUGUUUAAGUCCCAAAAUAGCUGUAGCAAAGAAUGGUAAAUGAAAUCUCUAUUAAGCAGUCACCUCCAUCAGGCAGCCAUGGACACCUUUUGGCCAUCCUGACGAGAGUUAUCCCAUUGUUGUCACCUCUACUAAGUGGUCAUCAAGGGCUUGAUACCCCACACAGGGCUUUCACUAAUUAAGAUUUCAAGUGAACAGCCGGGGAGUUCUGUUGGUCUCAUUUUUCUUUUGUUUUCUAAGAAAAUAGCCAGGGAAAAUUCCUGGCCCCCAGCCCUUAUUGACAGCCCUGCAUUUAGUUAAAUUGCUUUAUUUCAAAAAUAGUUGUUAUGAAGGGAAAUACUUGUGUAGUCCGCAAUAGAAGGUGAGGACUGAUUGUGGGCCUGUAGUGUCGUGAUUCCAAAAAUGAUGUUUCUGCUGAAGAUUUUGCUAUUUUAUGACAAACCUCCAUUCAACGGCCAACCUCCUUUAAAUGGCCACUUAGCGGUACCCCAAGGGUAGCUUUAUGGAGGUGUAACUGUAUUUUUAUUAUUUUAUUUUAUCAACUUCUCUAAUGGCACAUACAAUUAUUAAAGACAAAUUUACUUAGAAAAACGUAGUUAGGACACCACAACAGCUGUACCGGCCCAAUUUUGUCUAUUUUUGCUUGUUCUUAUAAUACUUCAAAAGGUGCUAACACCCCUUGUUAUAUUUUAUUUGUGACAGAGAAUGGGUAAUGGAGUCACUUAUUCGCUACAUUAAAGUGAUUGGAGGACCCUCUGGCAGAGAGGGACUUCUUGUUGGCUUGAAAAAUGGACAGGUACCUUUAAUUUUUUUUGAGUUACGUUACGUGUUGAAUAUAACUUAGAAUAAAAUUAUCGCUGUUAAAAGAGAAUUAAUGCUCUGUCUAAAAUGCUCAGUAUUGAGCAAUAAUUAUUGACCUGUCUAGAAUUAAAUCAAUGGGUCAAGAGAUAAGUGGCAGUCGCUGGUUAUUUUUAGUGGUUAGUUUUUAUGUAGCAUGCAAGGAGAACAUGUGAAGUUAAGGGGAGAGGAGUUUUUUCCUCUUUAGUGGUGCAGAACCUCAACAUGAUUUUCUCCCUUCGCCUGAAAAGACCAGUGCCAUAAGUAAAUAAGCUUGAAAUGAAAGCUCAUUGCUGGUUUAUUAUGCUCCUUAAAAAGAUUUGGAUGGCAUAUGGACUCCCUGUUUUUCGGAAGAAAUUUGAAAAACGAAAAAAAGAACAGUUUAAAAAUUGAAUGUGUUUGCUCUGAGUCAACCCUUGCCAAAAGUACUGCCAAAGAGGCUGGUUUAAAUGUAAUAUGGUAACAUCAUAGGAUUUCAUCCACAGUUUCCAAAAUUAGAGUGAACAAUAAUCUUGCUAUAACUUGGUGGAGAAUUUAAAUGGAUAAAAAUCACAAACUUUGUGGAAUGUAUGGAAAAAAGAUUUAUGCUUUAAGUGAUGAACCUGUAAAUAAUACUUCCAAGCUGCUUUGUAUUUGCUGGUAAAACAAUAUUGCAAAAUUUAAGGUUACAUUAAAAGUCUCUAAUCCAGACAAUAUUUCAAGAAGCUGCUAACUUUUAAUGGCAGGUGUUUAUUAUUGAUAGAGUUUCUUGUUUAUCGUUUAAUCAGAUCAUGAAGAUAUUUAUCAACAAUCCAUUUCCACUACAAAUCCUGAAGCAAGAGACAAGUGUUCGAUGUCUUGACUUGAGCAGCAGGUAAGUUACCUUACCCCUCAAAUGUGACUCUGAACUAACUAGCUUUAUGUAUGAACAUAUUCUUUUUUGAGAGACCAAGUGUGAGCUCAAGAUAGAUGAGUAUUAGCCAAGUUCUUUUUUGCAUGUCUAUGAACCCAGAAAAAUGCAAGGUCAAUAAAAAUGCAAGAAAGAUUGAGGCGGUUCGACAUCCAGUCAUUCUGACCAAACAGACUUGGUCAAUGAAGGAUUUAUUAUUAAUAUGGCUAAAAAGAGAACCAUAUCUUUCGGUGCCAACAGGGGAAAUCCCAAGUAAGCAAGAUGGGCACAUCUUGCCCACUCAGAAUGCCAAUGAGAACAAAAGAUUCACUUCAUCUUGGACACUCAUGCAUUCAGCCAUACAAUAACAGGGCCAGGGAUUUCCCCCAGCUACUGUGAAUGUGGUCUCUGGCUUCUUUCAUUGGAAGAUAGAAGAAAAAUAGAACCAAAAGAAAUUCGUAGCUGUUUGAUUUGCCACCUACUUGUUGUUUUUACCUGUCAACUUGAAAUCUUAGUGACGACCCUGUAAUAACGUAUGUUAUGGAUCAAUUGUUUUCCUCUUGGAUUACUGGCCAUAAAACGUUCUUGUAACUUACAGUACAAACUUACUGUGAUGUGUAUAAAUUGCCAUAGUGUACCAAGUUUAUUUAGUCUAUAGUUGACCAGUUAAAAUGUUUUCAAAUUGUUUUGUAGCCGUAAUAAGUUGGCUGUGGUUGAUGAGAACAACACCUGUCUGGUUUACAACAUCAAGAACAAUGAGCUCCUUUUCCAGGUAGUGUUUUGUUUUAUCAUAGCUCACUUACUAUCUGUCUGUUUUUAUUCAAGCCUUUCAUUUGCACAGAGAGCAAACCAAUUCCUGUAUGAAAGUCAAUAAAGAUUUCAAGGCCAAACCUUUACUCACUUCAGUUUUGCAAAAAGUCUUUCAGUUCUCACACACAACUGUUAGCCAUUCCUAUCCAAAUCAAGCCAAGGUGGGCAGGGUAGGUUAGGCCAUGGUAGAUGGCAACAAAACAAACUGGCCCUGGUUGUUCAAACGUUGAAUAGCGCUAUCCAGCAGAUAAGUAUUAGGGAAACUGAAACUGGGGCCUGGGCCGGGUAGUUUGAAGCUGGGUUAAGAUAACCCAGGGUUAAUGCGAAAUUUGAACUCAGAUUUGAGAGCUUUACGUUUAUAUUACGUUUAUUUUGUGUCAAUUACGUUUAUUUCGUGGCAAUUCUUGCUUAUACUUAUAUUUUAAGUUAGCAAGAUGUUUUUCAGAGUUGUUUUUGUAUUAUAUGAGAGCUUAAAAAGCAAAUUCAGUUUAGUUCUUUUUGCCUACAACUUGAUAAUCGGAUACUUUAAAAAGAAUAGAGAAAAUUAUCCGAGAGAAUACUUUGUAUAAUAAGAAAAAAGAAACCUGGGUUAGCGCUAACAGGCGUUCGAACAACUGGGCCCUGAAGUUUAAAUUCGCCUUUGUCCUGAAGACCCCCAUACACUCAGCUGUGGGUCAGAUAUAAGUUUUUGGCUUCAUUCGCUCCUCAGUGAUAUUCAAAACUAGUGAGCUUUCUUUCAGGCCACUCAGGCAGUGUAUCAGUCCACGCUUGUUGUUUUUCCAUGCUUAACAGUUGCCAAUUUUUGUGUGACUUUGUUCUUUAGGAGCCGAAUGCUAACAGUGUGGCUUGGAAUACACACAAUGAAGUAAGUUGGUAUCAUAAGGUGUUAGUCUAAGUCAUAAGAAAACUUGGAAAAAAAUAAAGCAUUUUAUUACAGGGUAGAGGAGAAGUAGCCUAUGUUCAGACCCUCUCUCCCCGCGGGAAAAAUUGGAGGGAAGAGGUGGUUCCUCGCCCCUCACCCACGCUAACAUUUGGAGGAGCACCUUUAUUUAUUUUUAUAUUUCAAUCUUUUUCAGGACAUGUUGUGUUUUUCUGGUGGUGGGAUGCUGAAUAUCAAAGCUAGUAAUUUUCCUGUCCAUCAGCAAAAACUACAGGUUUGAUUUCAACCGUUUGAAACCAUGUAAAAAUACUGCUGAAAAGGUUUCAUUUGAAUGGUAACACCAUAGGGUUUCAUCCACAAACUCAAGAGUUAGAACUACAUACUAAUUAAAUAGUACCAUGUGAAAGUACUGCUGAAGAGGUUUCAUGUGAAUGAUCACACCAUAGGAUUUCAUCCACAGACUCAAAAGUUAAGACAACGUACUAAAUAAAUAGUACCAUGUGAAAAUACUGCUCAAGAGGUUUCAUUUGAAUGGUAACACUGCAGGAAUUCAUCCACAGACUAAAAGGUUAGAACUACAUACUAAUAAAUAGUACCAUGUGAAAGUACUGCAGAAGAGGUUUCAUAUUAAUGGUCACACCAUAAGAUUUCAUCCCCAGACUCGAAGGUUAGAACUGCAUACUAAAUAAUUAAUACCAUGCUGAAGAGGUUUCAUUAUUUUGAUAAUUUUACAGUAACUGAGCGAAUCCUCGCGCGCUGAUUGGUCUAUAGCUAUGGUCUAUGAGAGUGUAGACAUCAAAAAUUGUGGUCGACUUGUUAAUUCGUAACACCAUGAGAUUUCAUCCGCAGGCUCGAAAGUUAGAACAACCCUAUUAGACGCCAUUAUUCACACUCUGGGAGUUAAAGGGUUAAUGAAAUAUUUACAUUUUUUCAAUUGUAAUUUGACAUUGUUUUACAAAGAAAACCUUACAAAUGCUACUGUUUCUUGUUCUACACAUCAGGGUUUUGUGGUUGGUUUCACUGGGUCUAAAAUAUUCUGCCUUCACGUGUACACCAUGUCAGCAGUUGAAGUUCCACAGGUAUGAUAUGAGAGACAUUAGCUAGUUUAAGAUGCCACGAUUGCGACAACAACGACAGCUCUGCACGUGCAUCACGCUUUUUUUGUACAAUUCUUUGCCGUCACUGCACGACUACGACGGGAGAAUGCCUACCGUAAAUCCUCUAUUAAGCCCCCCUCUCAAAUAACACAAGCGACGGCUAAAUUGUCUUUCUCUUUCUGAACGUGAAUAUUGUUUUUAGGAAUUCGGUUCAAAAAGAGUUUGCUUGCAUUUGAUAAAGUAAAUCAGUUGGAGUAAUCGCGAUAGAGAUUGAAAGAACGCGAAUUCACUUUUUAAGCGAAGUUCUCGUGGCCGUCGCCGUCGUGGUAUCUUAAACUCCCUUUGACUUUGAGAGCAAGACUCUCAGUACUAUAAACUAGUGUACGCACGUGAACCGGCGUCAUAUUGGCGGGAAAAUGCUAUAGCUAUCAUCAUUUUGCUACGAGUUUUUAGUGAAGCGGAAACAAGUUAUUAAAUGUUAGGAGUUUUAUCAUUUUGCGAUGGGGAGAGGGCUUCAAUAAAAAUAACCGCGUUAACUUUUCUGAUGAAAAAACAGGAUGUCUUUUUUUUAGAAUACACAAAAAAGUCAAAUCUUGUCCUCAGAAUGUAAAGGUCUCUUCUAACUAAUUUAGUAAUGAUUUGUCCGUGGUUUGUUGAAGCUUCAGUCAUUAUUUAGUUGAACCAUGCAUGAGUUUAUUGAAUGGUCUUAAAAAACUUUCCUCUAGAUCUGUCCAUUUUUCAAACAAGUCCUGGAUUUCGAUAAAAACCGUCAGGUAUCACUGUUUUAGGUAAAAUCCAUUCUGAGAUUCUGGUUUCAUUUAUUCUGACAAUGGAUUUUUAACUUGCGACGUCCCUGAUUAAAUAAGUCACUUUUAUGAUAAAUACUAGAUCUUUUGUAUUUUACUUUAAUUCAACAAAAAUUAACCGUUUCUUAUCUAAUGUUUCAGUCCGCUCCUAUGUAUCAGUACCUGGAGAAGAAACUGUACAGGUAAUGAAGAUAGCAACAAACGCGGAUGAUGCUAUUGCGUUUGAUAGUUGCAAAGCUUUUUGGCUUCGUACAGCUUGUUAACAUUUCAGCCAUUUGUCAUCUACCAUUUUGACUUGAAAUGCGAAGAUUCAAUGAUAAUAUUUAGGAGCGGUAACCCUCUUUUAAGUUGGCAAGUUACCACAGUCCAGGAGGGCAAGUUACCAGUGAUAUGCGGAAUUGGAGGUCAAGAGUUCAAGCUACCAACUAGAGUCUUUUAAAAAACAGUUAAGAUCAGGCUAGCGCUGUCAUCCCACCUAGUAUCCACCAUUGAUAUGUGCUCAUCCGAGCCAAGUCUCAGCCGUUGUAGGACAAAGCUCUCAGUUAUUUUAAUUUUUUUUCCUGAGCAUUGCCUCAGUCCCGGCGAUGUAACCCAGGACCUCACCCUCCGCAGCAAAUGCUCUAGCAACCGAGCUACCCUAAAUCCUUUAUUAAGCCCCCCCCCCCUCAAAUAAGCCCCCUCCCCCCUCCCCUUUUUAGGGAAAGAAAGAUCAUAAGCCCCCCUUCCCUCCCCUAAUUAUUCUUCAGUAAUAAAUGAUAGAGUGUACUGAUCAAUCACGACUGUAAAACUUCGUGUUGACUUAUCUGGGAUGGUUUAUUCACCAAGUGGAAGUUCGGAUUCUGAUCGUCGGCUGCAAGAGCUAAAACUUCUUGUACUUGAACUGUUCCACUUUGUAUUCUAGUUCUUUAUGGAGAACUGAUACCAUCGUCGUUUCUAAAUUAAAUGAGCCUCCCACUCAAAUACCCCCCCCCCCCACUUCUCCCUCAAAUGGGCUUGAAAUAUAUAAGCCCCCUGUGGGGCUUAAUAGAGGAUUUACGGUAGUCCUGUCACGGUUCAUAAUAGAUACACUGUAACUGUGGAAAUUUACUUUUCCAGGGAUGCCUACAAAGUUGCUUGUCUUGGUGUAACUGAAGGAGACUGGAGAGCACUCGCUAUGGACGCCCUUGAGGUGAUUUGUUUUUCAUGGACAGCAUUCAUCUUAACUUUAUAGCAGGUGGCAUUAGGUCAAUGGAUUUCAACGCAGUUUCCCCUGACUUAAAUUCAAACUUUGAUCACUAUGUAUUCAAACAGCCAAGUGGUUGUCUCCUGCCUUUUAAGGAUUUAACUUUUUUAUUACUUUUGAACGUUACUGUACUGUCAAGAGUGAAAAAGUCAAAUUCAGGGAAAAACAUGAAAACAGCCUUCAUUUUAGGGGAUGCCAAAAAACAAUUUGUGUACUUCUAUUUCCAAGGCGGAUUCCGACUGAGAUUUGUUGGGGUUUUUACCAUUAUUUAUUAGCAAUGAUCCACAUUUUUCCUUUACAGGGCUUGGACUUUGACACAGCGAAAAAGGUGAGGUUUGCAUUGUAAACCUUGAAUAUUCUUAAUAUUUUGAAAAUAAUUCUUAUCAGUUUUACCAAGAAGUGUUUGUAAUUUUCCCUGUAUAUGACAGGACUCUAAACCUACUAGCUGAAGUAAUUGUUUUGUUAGGUUCGCCAAUUCUUGGCAGGGUCGCAACAGCGCAUGGCCCCAAUUAAUGCGGGUCUGUUACAGUCCCUCCACCACACCGGGGAAUACUACUAAUGUUGUUGUAAAUUGUAACUUGUAAAGAGACAUACCCUUUUAGGUUGUUAAGUUAGACAUUUGAAUAAAGUUUGCUUAUUUGCCAUGUUUAGGCAUUCAUCAGAGUUCGGGACUUGAGAUAUCUGGAGCUUAUUCACAACAUCGAGGUUAGUUUUAGCGAUACUAAAAGUUUUGUUUUGUUUUUUGACUCGUAAUUUUUAACAAAACACAAGGUGCAUGAUUUUAGAAUUCAUAUUUUGUGGUUAGCUUCCUGUGAAAGCUCAGCAAAACUGGCUUAUGUCUUCCUCUGUGAUCUGUUUUGUUUAACAGGAACGUAAAAAGAAAGGGGAAACGGAUGAGCAGGCGUUUUUAGCGGAUGUGUACGCAUAUCAGGUUUGUAACGUUUCUGUUUCUAGUACUUAGUGAUAUGCCAGCUAGCGAUCCAUUACAGGAUGAAGGAAUCCAAGACUGUCUUGGAUUCCACGCGGUGGAUUCCGGAUUCUAGGUACUGGAUUCCAGUAUUUGUCAGUGGACCUUGGAUUUCGGGUUCCAAUCGUUUGUGGUAUUCCAGAUUCCUUGUGCCGUAUUUUAAUAGCAAAGAAAGUGUCGUCUUCACCCGGGAUUCCGGAUUCCAGAGGCAAAAUUUUCCCGCGUUCCGGAUUCCUCGGGCAAAAAUUUCUUGGAUUUCGAAAUGGAAUCCCGACUCCCUUACAUCGGGAGAACAGCUAUGUCACGAUUUUUUGUUACUUUAAUUAAAACACAAAAAAGCACUUUGCAAUCAAAGAAAACCCUGGAAAAAUGGUUCAGUUUUAUUUAAAAUUAAUCUUUUACUAAAUCUCAACUGUAAGUGAAUGUUUUUAGCUUUUGAUGGCCAGGAUGAAAACGGAUUACAAAUUGAAAAAGAUGGGCCAGCUAUAUUUCAAGUUAAACUCUUGUGUUGUCAAAAAUGACCAAAAAUCGAUCAUGCUUUUCUUUCCCUUUGAUAGAGUCAUUUGAUAUCUUUCUUUUAAAGUUCAUAAAAUGAGAAAUGAUGACUGAGAAUACUUCGUUAUAAUCUCAGCGCAGCCUGGACCAAAAAUUGUGAAACUUGCCACCCUUCAAGCUGUUGGGAAGGACUCUAGUCUUCUUUUGGGGUUCAAUUUAUCUUCAUUGAUUUUACAAAUGAGGACAUUGAAAUUGCAUAAUAUUGACAAUCUGAUGUAACGUGAAGUUCACGUAAAGGGUGAGCUUUAGACACUAGUUCUUUUUACGAUUUUUGUUUCAGGGCAAAUUUCAUGAAGCUGGAAAGCUGUACAAGAAAACUGGAAACGACGAAAAGGUUUGUUGGUUGCAUCAUAAAGUGACCACCCACACUGAAAAAAAUUCCUAACUAAGUAUUUUAUUGUAUUUUUCUUUUUUAUCUUGUUUUGUUUUUCUAGGCGAUGGAAAUGUUUACUGACCUCAGGCAGUUUGAAUAUGCCAAGGUAGAGAACUACGUUUUUUUCAGUUCUCGCUUUAUUCUUUUUAUAAUUCAUUUAAACUCCUUUAUGUAUUGACCUAGGAAAGGGGUCGAUAGUUUUCCAGUUGACAUAAGUGCUAUAGAAGUUGUGAUAGCCUUCUGAACUGUUUUUGUGUAUAGAGUACGUGACAAAUGUUUUGGCCAAAGAGAAGACAACACAAAUUGUAAUUUUAGAACAACAUAAGCGACCAUCACAAGGAUCAAAAUAAUUGACGUUUCGGGUCAAAACACUUGAAUCUCUUUUACUUAAGCUAACAGCAAACCACAGAACUCUUUUGGUUUAAACCAUUUUAACAUGACCUUCUGCGCUGCAAAUGUUUUUCGUUAUUUUCUCAAACUAGGACUUUAUCGGAAGCAGUGAUCAAAAGAAUGUCAAGCAGCUUAUCAAGAAACAGGCUGAAUGGUGUGAAACGACAAACGACCCCAAGGCAGCGGUGUAAGUAUUAAUUAUCACUGGAGAUCUAGUCACAAGAGAUGCAGUCAGUUCACUAAACCAGUGAGAGCUUCAAAUAAUAACGCUGGUGCGUGGCGCGGGAAAACGCCAAGUCACUUUUGGUUCAUUUUGUUUGGUCAUCUGGCCAAUAACAGCGCACGUAGUCUAUUUUGUGAACCAAUCAGAAUUCAAGGAAAGUACAUUCAUGUCGCCGGCUCCCGAGGCGCGGGAAAUGAGUGCGAGAAGGUCGCCAUUGGUUUGCUCUGACCAAUCAGAAAACAGGUAGUCAAUUCCGUGAACCAAUCAGAACACGAUGCAAAGACAUUUUGCUGGUUCCAAGCGUGGGAAAAUGCCGGCGAGUUGUGGUUGGUUGAAAAAGUCUUAGUGGCGCGAUUUUUUUUUUUGAGCUAAUCAUAACGCGCAUCAAUGUAAAUACUGGAGCGGCUGAAAAGAGUGAGGCAGAAGAACCUUAUUCAAAGUUGAUUCUUUGUUUCUGACUUUUUUUGUCUGUCUUCCUUUCCAGGGAUAUGUUUCUUGCUGCUGGUGAAAACCUUAAAGCGAUUGAUAUUAUUGGACAGAAUGGCUGGGUAGAAAAGUAAGCUUAUUUUCUUUUUUAUCCAAGCGCAUUCAAGACUUAAAAAAACAAAAUCAAUACACGGUAAAUUGUAGUAACUAAACGUGUUUUUUGUGCCACCUAGGUUGCUAGAAGUUGGUCGCAAUCUCAACAAAGCAGACACUGAAGGUCUGAAGCAAUGUGCCUACUACUUUAAGCAGCUUGAUCAGGUACAACUUUAGGAAUACUCUUUUUUUUUUUCGUAACAAAAGCCACGUGCAUGUGAAAAUCUAGACUUAUUACAAGUCGACCUCUCAUAAGUUCUUCAAAGUGAGCGAAGCGAGCUUCAAUGCAUGAGGUCGCGCAGCAACAGAGCGAGCGACGAAGUCUCCAGGUCGACUUGUUUCGCCUGAAUGGAUUUGAAUCAUAUUAUAGAUUCACGCGGGAAAAAAUGAUUGACAUAUGCUGUGUCCGGAGUGGUGUGAAAUAUCGCUCACUGUCCUAUUGGUCAGUUAUCAUGACGUCACCGGCGGUAUUGAAAGUCCUUUAAAAUGGCAUAACCAACCAGGAAAAAAAAUCAAGGACUUUUAGAAAGCCCAGUGAAAAUCACAUCAUCUUUUCAAGUUAAGGCUAUGUUCAUAAUGUGAACUAUAUGAUACGAAAAGGUAUCCGGUAUAGUACGAACACCUAUCCGAUAUGUGACUCUCCACUUUAGAGACCGGCGAGGCGCAGUUUCGCUCCGUUAAACAAAUCGCGCCGAAAUCACCGUCCUUAUGUAUGAAUAGAAACCCUUUCUGGUAUGGUUUUCGUACCGGCGCAAAAGACAUCCGAUAUAGUGUAAACACAGCCUGAGUUAACCUCAAGUUAUUUUCUAAGUAUUGUUUCUCGCUAAAAAUCACGUUAUUCCACGAGAAAGCAUUACAUAACUAAUUUAUCCCAUCCACUCUUGACGACACAAAAUGUACCUCGACAUUACAGGUUAAUUGGAAGAAUACUGAAUGUCCAAAUAAUGUUGUAGACAAAAUUGCUUCUGGCUAAAUUUUUAGAAUGAAAAGUUUUGUCUGUCGCUAUCUGCUCUGUUUUCGGCGGGAAAAUGCGGAGACCGCAAGCAUCGCUGGGAAUUUUUCGCCAGUGAAAUACUGCCCGUUGCAUACAGCAGAAUAUGCAACCGGUGUAUCGCUUUCUGAUUGGCUGUCUACUUUAUGGCAUGGGAUAAAAGACAAUAUUUUGGAUGGGUAGGUGAUCCCGGCCAUAAGCUGAUGUACAGAUCGUGAAUAUGACCAGAUGCUUGCAGUUGCUUGUUUCUUUAAUCUUGAAAUACUUUUUUCCUGUUUUGUGAUCAGCAUGGUUAUGCCACUGAGAUGUACAUCAAGAUUGGUGACGUCAAAGCCUUGCUUGAGCUGCAUGUUGAAACAAAGCACUGGGACGAGGUAUGACGUCAUCUAGUUAAGACAUAUGCGUGAUACAGGCACAAAGAUCUAACAUUAUCACGUGUUUACAGAAAUUCAAGAGAUAGAGACGAGAAUGUUAAGCACUUAAUGACUGAUAUCGAGGCAGUUAAUUGUGCUUACCGAACGAAAACUGACUAGUUUCUUGAGGGACCAGUCAUUGAGGCAUCUGUACAUAGCCCACGAAGAAAAAUUUCAACGUGUACAAAUAUCAGCGAGCGGUCAACAGUCGCGGGUAACGUUGCACUGUUACCCCUUGACGUCGUAGACAGAUUUUGUAUUGUUGUCCGCUCAGAUACUUUUGGCAGAAAGCAGUUUUAUUGUUAGAUGUCAUCUGACCUCAAAGUAACUAAUGAGAAUGUACAUUGUUAGGGAAAAAUGUCUAGCUAUGUAACAAAUGUUACGUUACAAGCUUAGUCGUCGUUGUUGGAAUCUAACAAGUGCAAACCUUACAAUUCCUCAGCGCCCGUUUCUCUUCCUCUGCUGAUUGACUUUCCUGUCUAUUUUCAGGCUUUUGAACUCGCUGAAAAACAUCCAGAAUUUAAGGUAGGAUACUUUGACUUGAAGAUUGUUUGAAGGGAAUCUAUUUGUCAAUAAUGAUAAAGAGUCAGUCCCUGAUCGAUGAUUUUUCGUUUGUUUUUGUUCAGGAUGAAGUUUUCGUGCCGUAUGCUAACUGGUUGGCCGAAAAUGACAGAUUUGACGAAGCACAGGAAGGUAAAAGAGAUUGUGAUAAAUCAGUAGCUAAGCUAAUCUAGUUAUUGGCCGUUUGAGAAAGGGCCGGUGCUGUCGUGAUUUAUAUUAUGGGGUUGCUUUUGGGCACGCUCUUUGAGUCAGUUUCCUGCACAGCCUCAUACACCGUAUUCACAAAUGGCGGACACGCGGGAAAAAACUGGUGACUAGUCAUGAAAGCGAGGCGUUGGAGGAUAAACAAAAAUUGCAAAUGAAGACUUUCAGUGAACUUGCAGAGUGUUUUAGCACGGAUUCCACCUAAAAUAACUUUGUACGGACUUCUUUUUAAAUACAAUUAUGUGGGAUGUCUUCUGCUUUUAAUGUUUAGUAUUGAUAAAGUAUUGAUUGCUGUUUGCAAUCAAAAGGGACGCGUAUAUCUUCAAGGAAACAGGAUUUCUGGUUUCCGUAGCAUCAGAAGCUCGAUGGCUGGAGAAAAGCGGCAAACAUGUUGGUCCAAACUUCACAGUGAAACCGAGUACGAAAGGCAGCUCACGGCAAUUCGGUAAAACAGAAAUAUAAACAAAUCUUGGUGGCAAGAAAAAAAGAAAUAAGCGACGGAUAUAUGGCCUCCUUGUUAACGCAAGAGACGUCUGCCAUUGAACAAAACAGUUCAAGUCGAGAUGGAAAAAAGGAAGACAGGAAAGAAGCGGUGACUGAGGUUUCGAUGAAGUUAUGUUUGGUUUUUGUUUGCCAGGACGUUAUUCUCUGGUCUUUAUCGAUGAAGGACAUCAAUUAGAACUAUUUUUUUAAAGUAUAAAUGCAGGAGCGAUCGAGUGGAGUACGCUCAAAAUUUCAACUUGUUACUCGGCAGACUCGGUAAACCGGCCACAUAUCAUUUCAGCGAGUAAUUUUCGUAUUUCUUAUCUUUGGCUGUUAAGAGUUUUAACUUUAUGUUGCAUAUUAUUUUAAAAGUGAGGAAUACAUAAAUAAAUACAAUGAUGGUCUAUUUAAACGGAUCCAGACUCGAAUUUCAUGAUUCCAAACAGAAGCUCUUGCUGUGUUCAGUCCUGACACAAACAUUGGUUUAAAAGUUUACCCUAGAAAAAGGUGAGCUUUAUACCACUUUCUUACCAAGAGCUCUCCGAGAUAAUGCCCUAAAGGAGACCAGGCAAAUAGCAAGCCAUAAGAUUCACACACUACAGCUUCUAAUUUUGAUAAAAUUAUUUUAUUUCGCAAUGACAAAGAAAUCAAAAGAUUUUUACUAAGCUCUGCCAACGUACCUCGAACAAUUCACUCCAAAGCGACGAAAUUAAUGUCAUCCAAAGGAAGUUGUACAACGGUACAGACAUACAUAUAUACAUAGAUAUGUAUAAAAUGACACUGACAUGAAUGAAUAAGCCUCGUGAAUGAAUCUUUCACCCGCUCUCGACUUGACCUGUUUUGUGUAAUGGCGGAGGUCUCUUCCGUUGACAAAUAGGCCAUAUAUCCGUUGCGUAUUUCUUUUUUUCUUGCCACCAAUAUCUGCUUUUACUUCUGUUUUACAGAAUUUCAGUGAGCUGGCUUUUGUUUUUGGUUUCAGUAUGAAGUUUGAGCCAACGUGUUUGCCGCUUUUCUCCAGCCAUCACCCACUUGUCGAGCUUCUGAGGCUUCGGAAACCUACAAAAUCAUCCUGUUUCCUUGAAGAUAUACGCGUCCCUUUUGAUUGCAAACAGCAAAUCAAUACUAAACAUUAAAAGCAGAAGACGUCCCACGUAAUUAUUUUGAAAAAGACGUCCAUACAAAGCAUAGUUUAGGUGGAAUCCGUGCUAAACACUCUGCAAGUUCACUGAAAGUCUUCAUUUGCAAUUUUUGUUUAUCCUCCAACGCCUCGCUUUAAUGACUAGGCGCCAGUUUUUUCGCGCGUGUCCGCCAUUUGUGAAUACGGUGUAUGAUAGCCAAUAAAAACUCGCUGGCGUUCUCAGAACAAUCCCACAGUGCAUUUCGACACAAUAUCAACCUCAGUCUCAAAGGUAGCUGAUGAACAGGUUGGCGGCUAGCCUCCCCGCAGACUUCCUUUGGGGUUCGUUUGUCACGCAUUCAUUUCUCCCCCACGGACGGACCCCAAAGGACGUCUGCGGGGAGGCUAGUUGGCGGCCGACAUUGUUUACAGUUUAGUUGAGUAGCAGUCUAGUUUACUCGGUUAAGACAUCGCGAUAAACUCCAACGGUCUUGAAACGUCGCAAACUUCGUAGUGUUUGAGCCCUUCGCAUGCGAUAUCAGCUUUCAAAAUACGGCAGAUUGGCAGGGUGGCAAAAAAAGCCAAUGAGCCAUUUAUUCUUUGUAAUAUACCGAGUUUUGAAAACAGUAUUGCUCAAAGAGUCCUAUGGUACAUCGGUUUCCACUUUUAGAGCAGGUAACUGAUUGUGCUGUACCCCUCCAAUAUUGGCGACAAAAUGAGUUGAGACACUUCGCCCUAAACUGGGCUUUUUUACGCUUUACCGACUUCAAAAGGAGGAAAUAUAGCUUUUCCUCCCUCAUCCCCUCCAUGCAAUGCAGUGCCGAUGUUCGAGCUACUUAUAGAAAACAACAAACACGCCAACUUUGAAUGGAGGGGUCAGGGGAGGGGUGCAGAUUCUUUUGUUUUCUGAAGUUACCCUAUAUGAGUACAAUGUCUCAACAAUUUUGUCGCCGAUUUAGGUUUUCGUAAAAAAGAAAUGCAUUCUUUCGGGCGCUUUCCAAAAGUCAGAACUGGCCGGCCGGGCCAGACAUUUUUGACAAUGAAAUAGCCUUUUUCAAAGAGUUUUUUUUGAAAAACCAUCUCCUUCAUGCAUACUAUUUAGGAUUUGACUGAUCUGGCUGGAUAGUUUUGAUUAAACGUGAAAUUCUCGUUACGACAAGAAUGGUCUGGCUGGUCAGUUCUGACAAAUGGAAAGCGCGCUUUUCUAAGACGCGUUUCAUUAAUAAGAAUUAUGGUGGUUUCUAUUUCCUGAAUUACUUUUGUGCUAAAACACAAUGUUUUGAGCUUAGCUUAGCUUAGCUUACAUCGUUUAAUUUUUUUUCUCCUUAGCUUUCCACAAGGCGGGACGAAGAGACCAAGCUGUGAAAGUUCUCGAACAACUCUGUCAUAACGCUGUGGUGGAACACAGGUUACUGACAUUCAAUGACUACUUCUAAAAGCUUGAAAAUCCAUGUCGAAACUCAAAAUUUUGUUCAAUCAAACACAGACAGUGUUAUGAACCAAUCAGAGGCGAGCAAGUGAAAGAUUUCUUUGGUUACUCCACCGAAAAUCGUUGAAAGUUCUGCACUGUGAUUGGCUAUUAGCAGCACUAAUUUUUAAAUAGAACAAUGUAACUGGGCAUUAUCCGUUAUCGCUGAGGCUGUAAGAAGUCAUUUGCCCUUGAAUAGGUUCUUUGUUUUUGCGCGUGACCAAAAAGGUCGUGCUCUUUUAUUACAAAAGACAAGACCUUCAAUUAGUUUUCCUUGAAUUUUUCUACAUUUGUUAUUAUUGGUACAACUACGCCACACACUCGUCCGAUUUUAUUUAAGGGAGCUGUGACACGUCUGUCUAGUUGAUUUUGUUAAUAUCGCAAAUUACGCCUCCUUAUGCGUUAUGAGACUUAACUUUAGCGAAGAAAUUACUUGUAAAUGACAAAAUCACAACUUCUUGUUCAACAAAUAUACUUCCCAAGCGUCAUAUCAAACUUUACAAACAACAAAAAUGAAUUUUGAAAAACGUAAGGCCAGGGGCGUAGCCACCUUUUCGACUAGUUGUCUGCCUCGUUCCUAGGCGUCUCAAGUGUGGAAAACGGAAAACGCGACUGCACGAGCCAUCAACGAGUAUCGUGCAAUGGACCAUGGGAACGUUUAGCGUGGACUCAAAGGACGCCGGGAAUGGUGAACGAGAAAAAUGCCUUUCCCAUAAUACCUAGCGCGGGACCAAAAUCCCAGUCGCUCUCGAAUCCGCUAGAACGCGGGUGCGCACGAGGCAGACUAGUUGUAGGCCUGGCUGACUUUCAUUUCCACAUAUCCUGAAAAUUGCACGCAUGACUAGCACGCACUGACCUCACCAACACUUUGAGCUCUUAAGCUUUUUAGCUCACCCCAACAACGCAUAAUUUAUUACAAGCGGAAAAGUAGUCAAAUCAAAAAUUUAUAGGCCCGGGCCUACAGGUCUGUGGGCUGGCUACCCCCGGGCAAGGCUAACCAGUUAUUUAAAAACCAAACAAAAAUGGAUUUCAUUUUAAUCCUUCUCAAGUUUGUCCAUAGGUGCCUUCUUUUGUAUUUGCUAUCUUAUUUAUACCUUCUCUUCACGUUCUGAGCGGUUAUUUUUUAUGUUUCACUCAAUUUGGUGCCAGUUUUUACAGUCAGAAUGUUGAUAAAUUUUGUGACACAGCUCCUUUAAUUACUCGUACAUUUACAGACCUUACUGAACCCUACUCAGCGCUUUUACUAUGGUAUAUAACUAACGUGUUGAUAAAUGUUUAUUUUUAGGUUCCAUGAUGCGGGGUAUUACUUUUGGAAGCUGUCUGUACAGUGUUUGGACCUGGUCAGCGGUGCAGGUAGCUUGGUCACUUCAAUAGCAUUUUCAUGAUUACGUCAUUCGACUACCUGACAGAAUACUUCAAAGUUUCGCUGUCGUGUGCAAAUUAGGACUUCCUCAUAUGGAUUACCAGAUUUAGAGAUGAAAGAAAAACGAAGGGGAUUCUGGUGGUAGUAGUAGUAAACUAACGCCUUCGUGUGAAUGGCCUAUCACUGGAGAUUUUAAUGGGGCUAUUUCACUUGAUCAUCGUUGGCUUUCGGUUGUGUUGCAUAUGGUCGUUCUUGGCGUAUCUGCACAAUUCAUGGUGUAGAGAAAGUCAGUGCAAUUUUCUAUCAAUCAAAACCACAGAAAGCGAGCUGAAGACGUUUUAUUUGACUAGUCCCACGGCGUGAUGUUAUCCACAGUCAAAAGCCAGAACGAUCUUGUUCACAGCAGCAAACAACGACACAAGGAAAUACUCAUUUGUAGCUUUUAUUUAAACUUUUUACUUGUUAACUCUUUGUUCUUGUUGUUAAUUUUUCUUACAGACAAUCCUCAGGGCGAAGCCGAUUACGAAAUGUUGGACAAGUUCCAUGAAUACCAGGAAAAAGCAGAAAUUUAUCAUCUUUAUCAUUCCAUUCAGAGAUACACGGUAUAUCUAUUUUUCCCCACUGCUUUCACCAUUAUCCAACUUUUAUUUGUUUGGUUUUCACCCUCGUUAAUUGAGUUAUCUAUUUAUCAGGCCAGGUUUCACAAAGACGAAAUGUAGUCCUCUUACAACACGCGAAAAUGCAGAUUCAAUGCUCGCUAAAACGAUAAUUCAAAGGAACGGUCAUUCAGUAGAAUCAGAAUAGCUUAGGAAGGAAUAGCAAGGGUGUCGUAUUUAUUGUCCUUCGUAAGAAAAUGCUUUUGUGAGCCGCUACCCGCGGAAAAUAAGAUAAACAUGAAAAACCCAGAACAAAAAAACAGCGAAAAAGACAUGCAAAAACAGAGAAUAUGCUUGGCUGUAAUUCUGUAAUCUUGGUAAGCCUGUGCCUACCCCAGUAACCUUCGUCUGUGAUUAUCUUUACAGGACGAGCCAUUCACAUCUCAUAUGCCGGAGACACUGUUUAACAUCGCUCGCUACCUGUUGCAUAUGCUGGUGAAAGACAUCCCAUCUGGAGUUUCGCGAGUGUAUCCUUUAUGCAUCAUAUUCAUUAAUAUUUUUGUCCAAUCGCAAAGGCACAAGGCAAUUAAAGAAACCCUCAGUCCUAAUCUCCAGAUUGCUUUGACACUAAGACUGCAUGUAACGCAAUCUGGUCACGCGCGUUUUGACCUUCUAUCACAAAGUACAGCGUAGAAGGAAGUGCUUUUGCCCAGGGGGGACUCCCAUAUAAAACUAACGGCGAUGCUCGUCAUCUCGCUUUGGGGUGUAAAUUGCAGAUUUUGGUCUCACUUAGGGUGUUUGGGAUGCAAAGUCACUAUAUUUGCCCAUUCAGGUAUCGCUUAGUACUGUGCAUAAAUUAAAGAAAUAUACAAAAAAUGCCCUGGCACUGACCGCACAGAAAUCUCCCGUAGGGGUCAGUUUAAGCUUGAGCCACACCCACAUUGAUCUCCGUUAGGGGUUAAUUUGAAUUUUCCGACGAGCAUCCCCGUCACUUUUAUAUGGGAUUCCCCCCCCCCCGGGAUGGGGGGGCUUUUGCAUCGAUCUCGCCUGCAUUCCCUAACCUUUGGUUAUUACUAGAAAAAAUACCUUAACUUUUAUUAGUUCGACGUUGUUUGCACUUGCCAAACAAAGCAAGAAUCUUGGAGCGUAUAAGAUGGCCCGCACAGCUUACGACAAACUACAGGUAUGUGAAUCCUCUCACGCAAAAAGAGCCAAAAAUCAGCAAAAAGCCCAAAUUCAUUUUCGUGAGGAAGUGAAAAAAAUAGCACUUUGUGAAAGUACAAAGCUAAGUUAUUUUACUUUUUUUUCUCGUUUUAUCUUUGCAGUCACUGAAGAUCCCUCAGCGUUUUCAAGAAUCCAUUGACCUAGGAAGUGUCACCAUUCGUUCAAAACCCUUCCAUGACAACGAGGUGUGUUCAAAAAAAUUCGGAAAAUAUAGAUGGCACUCCUUUGGCUUUGAGAAAGAAGAUCAGUCAGGAUUCUGAGAAACUACCCAGCAACCCCUUGACAACAUUUUACCCUUUAGAGAAGCUAGUAUUUAUUUAUUUAUUUAUUUAAGUUGCGUGUACAUUUAGUUCUUUUAAUAACGUCUUAGUUUUGCUUUGCGUUAUUGUCCUCACUUAUAUGUGUUGUCUGCGACUGUGCUCACACGGUGGGUGGCUCCUCCUAAAAUGGUCUGCAGUUGGUAUAGGAUUUAAUGGAGCCGAAACCAAUUGUGGAAUUACACGCAUUUUAGGCAUCCUACUGAUGAACAGUUGGAACACGUAGAUAUAUUUUUUAGCAACUACUAUAACUUGCAGUCUGUCUACUUUGAAUUGAUUAGUUUAGGGGAGGAGAAGGUUAGUUGGUUUCCCAGGAUCUGAUACUGACCGGAAAGAACAAUAAGUUAGUGAACGCAGCGUUUUUUCUUAAACGUUCCGGAGGAUUUCCUUCGUAGGCUGUUCCAGGGGUUCAGUAGUGAAGAGCGGAGGAACCUUCCCCUCACUUAUCGUGCGCCGUCCCCACUAAACUGAACGCCUGAAACAGGCUAUUUUCUUAAGGAGGGACACAUGGAGGUUGCGUUUGAAGCUGGCUUGGUGUUGUGUAAAAUUACACCUUACCUCACCCCCAUUUUUAGAGGUGGGGGGUGGGUGUGGAAGAAUUUUGAUCGAGUUUCCUGCGCGACUUCAUAAAAGUCAAUGAAAGAAGUCAUAGUGUCCUUCAGAUUUAGUGAGGGAAGUGCACGCGCGCUUGAGUUUCGAGCGGUGAAACCGCGAGUCGCGAGAAACGAGGACGGCAGCCUCUCCCGCCUCACGCUUUCCAGUCUCCUCUUGGACUAAAAAAAAGGGAGACUACCCAUAGUCUAUCCCAUAGUGCAAUUCCACCCAACUCGGACCCAGUCUGACGCUCGAUCUCCAAAUGGUUGGAUGAAUGGUGGUAAGGGUUUUAAAGUGUUGGCUCUCGCAGUGAAAAGCGUUGUUUGUUGUAGGAGCUGCUUCCUCUGUGCUAUCGAUGUUCCACGACGAACCCUCUUUUGAACAACAAAGGGAAUCAAUGUAUCAACUGCAGACAGCCGUUUGUCUACUCCUUCUCUUCCUUUGGUAGGUUUUAUUCCAUUAUGCCUUAUAAGAGGGCUUUUAUUUGUUGUGAUCGAAGAAGAGCUCAGCAAAAUUUGUACCGCUCCCUUUCUUACCCCCUCACACAAGCACAAGCAUUAAUAACCCCCGUCCCCUAGAAGGCUACCCAAAAUAACCAUCAUAAUGGCGUAGCUCACUAUGACCUCCUUCUAGCUCACUUGUUAAGCGCCCAGCCAUUAUUGUGGGGUGUUUGGGUUCAAACCCGUAAGCCUCACAUGUACAAGUUCUUAGCUCAAGAACGCGCGACGAAGCCCUAAAAAUGUCGGCGUGGGAGGUUAGAAACCUGUCGAUGAUUCAGGUGGUUUCUUUAUCCCACGUAAAUGACAAGGCGAACUUUACAUCUGCCUUUCCCUAUCUGUAAGUCUCAUUUAAACAAACCGCGAUUCACCCAAUUAUGGUUUCUUGAUUGUUUCUUUCUUCUCCAAACUCUUUUGUUUUCAUUAUCAGAGGUCCUUCCGUUGGUCGAGUUUGUCUUGGAAGAUGGUAUCAGGUAAAAAUACAAUUUAUUCGUAAUUUCUUUCCGUUGUGAUGAGGCCAUUCUUUAAGUCAAUUUUCCCUUUAAUCCAUUUUCAUCAUUCCCUUUUUUUCAGUGACGAGGAAGCUUUAAAACUGAUUGCAAUAGACUCUUUAAGAAGUCAAAAGAAGAAGCGAGGUUCAAACUGGCAGGAAAGAGAUAUGGGAAGUAUCCUUUUAAAAGGACGAAUGGAAUAAAAAAGAAAAUAGGUCAACUCAAGAGAUUCGAUUAUGCGGCAUCCUUUUUGCCCCUUACGCCUCCGGCUAUAUCCAUAGGCAAAUUAUCUUGGAGAGUAUAAGAUGGCGCGCACAGCUUACGACAAACCACAGGUAUGAGAACCCUCUCUCUCAAACUGAACCAAAAAUCAGCAAAAAACAUAAAGUCAUUUUCGUGAGGUAGUGAAAUCAAUAGCACUUUGUGAAAUUACAAAGCCAGGUGACUUUUAAAUUAUCUUGGCGAUCUUUGUUCAUUUCCUUCCAGAAUUUGAUAAAAGAUCAAAGCAUUUUCCCUUUGGUAAUCAUUUUAUUAAUAAUUCUUAUAACCUUUUCUUGAUUAUGUACGCGUAGUGAUGUGGUUAGGAGAAAAUUGAUGUUGAUCCCUCUUGGGACUUAAAGAGUUAACGGACACCUUGAUCUAGUCCCUGCCUUUCCUUGGCUCUUUAUCUACACCAAAUUCAGCUUACUUUGCAGAAAAUGGUAACUUAUCACUUCCAGUGUUAUCUACCGUACGCGUGCGCAAAAUCAAACGCAACGGUCCUCUUCUCAGCCAUUUAUACUGUGGUGUUUUAUUACAUAACGUACUCCUUGACCGCUGACUAGAUUUCCAGUCCCUGCAGCUGACAGAGGAGCCCCCGGAAGAUGAAGAAGAAGAUCCCUUUACUGCGAAGCUGAUGAGUUUUGAGGUGAGAUUACAAUUACUGACUUGCCGCAUUGUGGGUUUAUUGAACUCGUCUGUGCAUGUAGAACGAAUUUCAAAACUUGGUUUGGGUGAGAAAAAUCUUUUCCAUAGUUCCCUGGCCUUUCGAGGGCUCGUUUCUCAAAAGGUCUGGUAAGUGUUCGGGCUCGAAGGCAAGGUUUGUAAGCACAGUUUGUUGCUUACAAAGUGUGUAUGGUUGUGAGGUUACGAGUGAGGCUAGGUCUAUGUUGUGCCGAAGUGCACCAUGAGACUGUUUUUGGGGUUGCUAUCUCUUAUUUUAUUGGCUAUUACCAAGUUGCGCUGGAAACUGGGACAAAAUUCGUGCCCCAAAAUAGUCCCACAAUGCAAUUCGACACAACACGGCCUCAGUCUUAAGCAGAACCCCCAAGAGCCCAAUUAGCUGUAGCCUGCGUAGUAGGCGCUUGGAAGUAGUGGGCGCAAGAAAAAACGGGCGCGCAAGAAGGAGACAGCCUCACCCUUCGCGUGUCUCCCUCGCGCUCGCCCGUUCUCUCUUGCACCCACUACUUCCAAGCGCCAGCUACGCAGGGUAAAUUAGUUGACUUUUUGUUUUUUUACAGCAAGGUGGAUCCGAAUUUGUCGCAGUCCGCGUCGGUCGUUCAACACUUCAGUCCAUGAAUAGCCGCGAGGUGCUGGUAAAGAAGUGGCCUUCUCCUCUGAAGUACCAAUACUAUAGAUCACUGCUGCCCGAUGUGUCAAUCACUCUGUGUUCGUCGUGUAAUCGAGUGAGUUUCAGUCCGUUUUCCGUCCUUAGGGCUAUCUUAAAAUGACUAUCAAAGAACACGUGCGCAUCACGUCUGGAACGCGUGGUGAAGUCCUAAGGACGUCUGCGUGGGAGGCUGGGAAACCGGUGAUUAGUGGGAUGUUUCAGUUGCUAACUAAGCGCAGGAAAACAUCUGGCGGGUGGCUAGCAUGGGAGAAUUUGUAGCCGGCACAACACGCGGGAAAACAUGUAACCGUUGUCAAAUGCGCGAAGAAGAAUGAUGAACGUCCUGUUUGUCGGAUGAAGAAGGCAGUAUGUUUGCUGUUACUUAACACGUUGAUUGACUGAAAAACAGCUCAUUACGUAAAACUGAAGCAAAGGCCACACUCUGUGCUCGUCGUGUAACCGGCUCAGUUUCAGUCAAUCUUCCGUUAUUAGGGCUAUCUUAAAACAUGUAGUCUGCGUUGCAGCCGGCCCACGCACCUCGUCUAAACUACGUCACAACAGUAUCACGUGACAUUUUUGGCCGCGCGAUGCCGGGGACAUACUUUAGAGCCGAAAGCGCGUAUUUCAAACGCGAAAAUGAUGACUCCAGAGACAUUUUGACCGCAUUUAAAGAUCGGAGACGUUUUCUAGACAUAUCAAACUACGGGAAACAGAAAAAAAAAAAUUUCGUGUCAUAUGCACUUUAAGCGUCUGCGACACAGGCAAAAAACGUGAUGACCAUCAAAGAGCCCGUGCCCACCACAUGUGGAACUCGUGACAAAGCCUUGAAAAUGUCUGCAUGGGAGGCUGUGAAACCAGUGACUUGUGGGAAAUUUCAGUUGCUAAGCGCGGAAACAUUUGACGGGUGAUAAGCGCGGGAAAAUUCAGUUGCAACCUGUAGAAAACGCGAAUUAACACGUCAGUGAACUUUGCCCACUUUGCCAAAAGCGAGAAGACGGUUGUCAGAUGGAGAGGAUAGUAUGUUUGCUAUUAUUUGCCCCGUUGAUCGAGCGAAAUAGCACUCAUUACGCUAAACUGUAGCAAAAACCUCAUAGUUGAAAAAUACAAAUUCUGGGCGCUUUCCAUUCAACCAAAACGUCCGGUUUGAAUUUUCAGCAACUUCCAGUGGCGAAAAAAACAGCAUUUCCCAAAAUUUCCAAAAAAGAGGACAACCUCGCGAGGUAUACCCAAAUUUUUGAAAACAUUUUCACGGAAGUUUUCUUGCCAUUCAACUGUGCUCCCGGAAUUUCUAGAAUCUUCGAUUGAAUGGUUUGCAUUUCGCAAAUUAAACAGUUUCCGGAAUGUCUGGAAACUUUUCGGGAAAUUUCUCUACCAUUUACCGCUGUUUCCAAAUUUUGAAAGUUUUGGGUAAAUGGAAAGCGCCCUCCAAGUCAGAGAUUUCGUUCACGAUUUCAAAUCCCUGAUCGUGGUAGUCGAUGCCAUGUCAGUUUCCGAUCAACUAGUGGCGACGUUCGUGGAGAUUCCGCCAUUAACGUUAAAGCCACGAAAUGAACCGGAGGGUCAGUUAGUGCUUUGUUGUAAUGAUAAUUACUUUCUCUUUCAGUUAUUCCACACCGAUGACUACGAGCUUCUGGUUCUACAGAAAAACUGCUGUCCCUUUUGCCGAAAACCUGCGCAACAUCUUUAACACGUGACUUUUGAAGAUCCCAUGUUCUGAUAUCGCAUGAUCUUAUGGACCCAGAUGAUGUCACAAGCGCGUGAUACGGAGUCGGUUACCAAUUACUUGGCCCUCUCAGAGGCUUCCAAGUAACAGACCUUGCUUGUUCACCGUUGUUGGUCUGAUUGAACUCUGCUUGAAAGGCUCUUUGAAAGUAAAAAUAUCUUCCGUCAAUUCUCUCCCACGUUUCACACAGUACGUUUUGUAUUCGUCUUUCUUGGCAGUCGACAAAGAAACUGGUCCCUUUGUGUUUUCGUAAUAUAGGAUUGAACCGCAGAUUAGGAAUCGUUCAAU
This is a messenger RNA of Porites lobata, 40041 nucleotides long. NCBI's taxonomy places the organism in Eukaryota, Metazoa, Cnidaria, Anthozoa, Scleractinia, Poritidae. The record is from the annotation of a GenBank genome assembly.